AGAUAGCAGCAGCAAACGCAGCAGCUAGAGAGCAGGCAACAGCAGCCAGAGCAGCAGCAAUGGCUAACGGCGCAAGCUUUGCUGCGUCAUCGUCUGCGUCCUCGUAAGGGACUAGUGGGACUCAUUUGGGAAUGCCACUGAGUUCCACAAGUUCCUCGGGCAAUUCCGGUUCAACAGGGUCUAGACCUUCUAGUCAAAUGGCGGGCUCGCAGUUCAGCCCGUUGACCCCGCGUGAGAGGGAGCUCAGAGAAAUCCAACAGGUCGAGAGGCUCCGCCAGCAGUUAGAGGAGGAUCUGAAGAAAGCAACCGAUAGAGAAAAGGAGAUAAAAAGUAGAGCGGCCAGACUUGAUACGUUAGAGGCUGACAAGGCUGCGUUAGAGGGAUUGGACGAAUCAGGUUUGUCUGACACCCUGAAAGUGUUGAAGAACAACAUGUUGUCACUGCAUGCGCACGUAAACAGCAGGAUGGACUUCAUGCAAAGCACUUUGGACCAGAUCCUGGAUGCAUUGACAAAGCCAGGAUUUCGGCCACCAGCACAAUCGCCGUUGCCGUUAUCGGCGAUGUCAGGUCCCUUUCCGCUUCAAGCUGGCACACAGCCAAGUGGCACAUCUGCAGCAGCCGCACAAACUGUUGCAUCUUCUUCUUCGGGUCCAGCGGUGGUUGCUACACCACCGCAACAGGCUAGUCCUCCACAAGGACAGCCGCAAGGUCAAUGGUAUCCCAAGACCCCAAUGAAACCGCCUCUUGCCUUCUCAGGCGAGAGAAAGGACGAAGAACUCAACACAUGGUUGAGGACCGUCCCGGUUUGGGUGAAGGCCAAAAGGACCUUGCUUGAGGACGAAGUGGUAACUGCGGCGUCUUACCUAGAGGGUAAGGCAGCCAAAUGGUUAGAUGGUGUAGUUGUGAAGGCUGGGUACGGGCGGCGCAUGGCCGAUUGGGUUAAGUCUUUGACUUUAGACCAAUUCAUGGAGAUGGUAGAAGCUGGAUGGCAUAACCCACAGGAGGCUCAAAGGGCCACUGAUGCCAUUAACGAACUUGACCAACGCAAGUUCAGGUCAAUUAGGGAGCUUACGACUACCGUCAAGAGCCUGAUCCUCGUCCCGGGCAUCAACUACAGUGACCAGUUCCUCUUAACCACGUUUGUUAGAUGUCUACCUGAGAACAUGAGGAACUUACUAGCCAGUGAGGCACGCACUGAGUACCACUCAUUUGAGACAUUGUCUAGGAAAGCCUUGGGCAAUGCUCAACCCACCUCAGGAAAUGACUCAAAGAAGAAGAAGAGUCCUCAGGAGCGGAAGAAGAAGGGGGCGAAGUUGGUGAUGGUUGGGUCUGAUGGGAGUCAAACUGAGAUUGAUGAGCUCUCUGACUUGAUGGACUACUCAGAGUAUGAUGGCGAGGAGGUAGUUGAGGGUAGCAAGCUUGCCGCGGUAGUAAAGACUAAGGCAGGUGGCCGAGCAAAAGUUGCCUGGCCGAACUGUCAGAUUGACUAAGUUCAAGGCCAGCAGUAUUGUAGAUACCUAUGGCUGCUUGUGUGCAUCAGCGUUCUACAACUAUUACAAGCAAAAUAAAGAGGAGGGUAUGUA
Molecule: messenger RNA, 1583 nt
Organism: Chara braunii
Lineage: Eukaryota; Viridiplantae; Streptophyta; Charophyceae; Charales; Characeae
Source: the annotation of a GenBank genome assembly